Protopterus annectens (West African lungfish) is the source of this 6527-nucleotide messenger RNA. It is a transcript of the gene OGT, whose product is annotated as O-linked N-acetylglucosamine (GlcNAc) transferase. The coding region runs from base 749 to 4084 and encodes 1111 amino acids. Gene Ontology annotation, molecular function: protein N-acetylglucosaminyltransferase activity; protein binding. The record is from RefSeq and is a predicted model, not a curated record. The transcript has 22 exons. Gene Ontology annotation, biological process: protein O-linked glycosylation. NCBI's taxonomy places the organism in Eukaryota, Metazoa, Chordata, Ceratodontiformes, Protopteridae.
CACUGAUUUAGUAGUCGCUUUCCUUUUAGAGUAUAAUUUUUGCUGCGCAUGGUUCAGGACGUGUAAGUGCGACCUUGGAGCAGGCGGGGUUAGUUGUGCAAAAUAUUGAGGAAUUAAGGUGGAUGUAGUUCCGGUAUAUGUCAUCAAAUAGUAGAAAGCCGCCGCCAUUUCAGGGUUUGGAACUUAUUUUUAACGGGGUUAACGUGAGAGCGUGAUGAAAACUGCUGAGCACCUGUACUUUGUUUUUUUGUGGAUGCAGAGUUUAUGUAAGGGAGACAACUUGAAUUUGACAGUCAAUAACUGAGUUUGGUUUUUAAGAUUAAGUUUACCGACACCGGGAGUACCGGCUUGCCGCCAUAUUGAGACGAGACACUGUUUAUGCAAAAGAACAAUACAUUGGUUAUGUAUUUCCUUAACUUGUAGGUCGAGAAACCUUGUUGAUUAAGUAUGUAGAGUUGGAAACGGGUGUCUGAAAUGCAAGUGGUUUUCUUUACUGGCUAGAUUGUCCUGGUAUUUUGAAAGCCCUAUUUUAAAGAAACUGAAUCCUAGAAUAACACCGGCCGUGCUAUAUUUCUAUUCUAGUUUUGAUGAAUUACAUUGGUUCAUGACCGCGUAAGACAUCAGCAUUGUUGGAUGACUUUUGGGUAAUUGGAUUUCCCCGAUUAUAACUUUUACGGACUCUCGGAGAGUUAUAACAUCUUGUAUUUAAGGCCUGUUUCAUUUGAAAAGCAAACAAUCUACUACAACUAUGACGUCUUCGGUAGGAAACGUGGCCGACAGCACAGAACCAACGAAACGUAUGCUUUCCUUCCAAGGGUUGGCGGAGCUGGCACACAGGGAAUAUCAGGCUGGAGAUUUUGAGGCUGCAGAGAGGCACUGUAUGCAGUUGUGGAGACAGGAACCUGAUAACACCGGUGUCCUUUUAUUGCUGUCUUCCAUACAUUUUCAGUGUCGUAGACUUGACAGGUCUGCACAUUUCAGUACUCAAGCUAUCAAGCAAAAUCCUAUGCUUGCCGAGGCCUAUUCUAACUUGGGAAACGUGUUCAAGGAGCGAGGACAACUACAAGAAGCCAUUGAACACUACCGCCAUGCACUACGUUUGAAGCCAGACUUUAUUGAUGGUUAUAUUAACCUUGCUGCAGCUCUUGUGGCAGCAGGAGACAUGGAGGGGGCAGUGCAAGCAUAUGUCUCUGCUCUUCAGUAUAAUCCUGACCUUUAUUGUGUUCGUAGUGACCUGGGAAACCUCCUUAAAGCAUUGGGUCGUUUGGAAGAAGCCAAGGCUUGUUAUCUGAAAGCGAUAGAAACUCAGCCGAAUUUUGCAGUGGCGUGGAGUAACUUGGGCUGUGUUUUCAAUGCUCAAGGAGAGAUAUGGCUGGCAAUUCAUCACUUUGAAAAGGCUGUCACUCUUGAUCCUAAUUUUUUGGAUGCCUACAUCAAUUUGGGGAAUGUCUUGAAGGAAGCACGCAUAUUUGACAGAGCUGUGGCAUCUUACCUCCGUGCCCUGAGCUUAAGUCCAAAUCAUGCUGUGGUGCAUGGCAACUUGGCCUGUGUGUACUAUGAACAGGGUCUGAUUGAUCUGGCAAUUGACACCUACCGACGUGCCAUUGAGCUGCAGCCUCAUUUUCCUGAUGCCUAUUGCAACUUGGCCAAUGCUUUAAAGGAGAAAGGCAAUGUAAACAACAUUCAGCAGACUGAAAGACAGGCACUUGAGGAACUAAGAAACAACAAUGAUAUUGCAAUUGUUAAGGCUGAUAAAGGUGGGGCAGUAGUUGUUUUGGAUAUGGAUUACUACACACAGGAAGGAUUACGACAGUUAUCUGACAACAAAUGUUAUAUGAAAAUGGACAUUGAUCCGACCACUACUUUCAAAAUUGAGAUUGAUGAGUUCCUGAGUAGUGCAGUUGAGAAUGACAGUCACUCACAGAAUAUGCAGACGAGUAAGAUAUAUUUUAGUAAAUAUGAAGGAAGAUGCAGACUUUCAAUGGCCAUUGUUGUUUUACAGGUGUUUCCAGAAUUUGCUGCUGCUCAUUCAAACCUAGCGAGUGUUUUGCAGCAACAGGGAAAACUGCAGGAGGCAUUGAUGCAUUACAAGGAAGCCAUCAGGAUAAGUCCUACUUUUGCUGAUGCAUAUUCCAAUAUGGGAAACACACUUAAGGAAAUGCAGGAUGUUCAAGGAGCAUUACAGUGUUACACCCGUGCUAUUCAGAUUAAUCCAGCGUUUGCUGAUGCCCACAGUAAUCUUGCUUCAAUUCACAAGGACUCCGGAAAUAUCCCAGAAGCUAUUGCCUCGUACAGAACUGCUCUUAAACUGAAGCCAGAUUUUCCUGAUGCUUACUGUAAUCUGGCCCACUGCCUGCAGAUUGUUUGUGAUUGGACUGAUUAUGAAGAAAGAAUGAAAAAACUGGUUAGCAUUGUUGCUGACCAGUUGGAAAAGAACAGAUUGCCUUCAGUCCAUCCUCAUCACAGCAUGCUUUAUCCACUUUCGCACAACUUUCGGAAAGCUAUAGCAGAGAAACAUGGAAACCUCUGUCUGGAUAAGAUAAACGUACUUCACAAACCACCCUAUGAACAUCCAAAAGACCUGAAAGCCAGUGAGGGCCGCCUGCGCAUUGGAUAUGUGAGUUCUGAUUUUGGUAAUCACCCUACGUCACAUCUAAUGCAGUCUGUGCCUGGUAUGCAUAGCCCGGAAAAAUUUGAGGUUUUUUGCUAUGCAUUGAGCCCUGAUGAUGGUACAAAUUUCCGAGUGAAGGUGAUGGCUGAAGCUAACCACUUUGUCGAUCUAUCUCAGAUUCCUUGUAAUGGAAAGGCUGCUGAUCGCAUCCACCAAGAUGGUAUUCAUAUACUAAUAAAUAUGAAUGGCUACACUAAGGGAGCACGCAAUGAACUUUUUGCCUUAAGGCCAGCACCUGUACAGGCCAUGUGGUUGGGAUAUCCAGGAACCAGUGGUGCUCCAUUUAUGGACUAUAUUAUAACAGACAAAGAAACGUCACCAAUUGAACUAGCCGAACAGUACUCCGAAAAACUUGCAUAUAUGCCAAAUACGUUCUUCAUUGGAGACCAUGCUAAUAUGUUCCCUCAUCUUAAGACAAAAGCAGUAAUUGAUUUCAAGUCAAAUGGACACAUUUAUGAUAACCGUAUUGUUUUGAAUGGGAAUGAUCUGAAAACUUUCCUGGACAGCCUACCUGAUGUGAAAGUUGUAAAGCUGAAGUGUCCUGAUAAUGGCGAUAGUUCCGACAACAAUUCUUCCCUCAACAUGCAUGUAAUUCCCAUGAACACUAUUGCUGAGGCUGUUAUAGAGAUGAUCAAUCGAGGACAGAUUCAGAUCACAAUAAAUGGAUACAGCAUUAGCAACGGAUUGGCUACCACCCAGAUCAAUAACAAAGCUGCUACUGGAGAGGAGGUUCCACGCACGAUCAUUGUGACAACACGGUCCCAGUAUGGACUGCCAGAAGAUGCUGUUGUAUACUGUAAUUUCAAUCAGCUCUACAAGAUAGAUCCUGCAACACUUCAGAUGUGGGUGAAUAUUCUGAAACGUGUUCCUAACAGUGUACUGUGGUUGCUCCGUUUCCCUGCCGUUGGUGAACCAAAUAUCCAGCAGUAUGCACAGAAUAUGGGUCUGGCACAGGCUAGGAUCAUCUUCUCCCCUGUUGCCCCUAAAGAAGAACACGUGAGGCGAGGCCAGCUAGCUGAUGUUUGCCUUGAUACACCCCUUUGUAAUGGACACACUACUGGUAUGGAUGUGCUUUGGGCAGGAACACCCAUGGUUACCAUGCCAGGAGAAACUCUUGCUUCACGAGUUGCUGCCUCACAGUUAACUUGUUUGGGCUGUCCUGAACUCAUAGCUAAAAAUCGUCAGGAAUAUGAGGACGUAGCUGUCAAACUUGGAACAGAUUUGGAAUACUUAAAGAAGAUUCGUGCCAAGGUUUGGAAACAAAGGAUUUCUAGCCCUCUGUUCAACACCAAGCAGUACACAGCAGACUUGGAGAGCUUGUAUUUACAGAUGUGGGAACACUACGCUGCUGGAAACAAACCAGAUCAUCUAACUAAAUGUCUGAAACCUAUGGAGACCACAGAGUCUGCUUGAGCAGUUGUGGGGCACACAUGAUUGAAGAGACCUUGGACACCACAAAAUCUGCCUGAGCCAUCAUGAGGCUCACAGUUGUUGAGACAUGUAUGUCAGUCUUUGACUGUCUGACUUAAUUCUAGCCAGUGUUAAGUCACUGCUGCUCAGACAAUGAGCAAACAUAUCUUUACAAAAAUCCCAGGCAAGUAUUUCCUUGCAAGACUUGUAAAUGAAGACUGCUUGCCUAUGGACAGAUGCAGUUCUCUGAAGGUGUUGAAGCUGAACUGUUGAUUAGUGCUUAUAGACACAUCUGUUGAUUGGGAAAGAUGUGAAACAGCGAAGGCGGUGUUCCAUUCCAAAUGGAGUAGCAGGCUGCAAGUUGUAUAAGUUUUCCACAUGAAUUGGGAAUGGUAUUUAUUCAUGUGUACACUCACCAUGUGAGAUGGAAGCGUGUUAACUUGAACUUUUUUGGAAAUGUUCUGCACUCACUGUUCUAGAGAUAAAACCUCAGACUUGAAAAAGAGAUUAUAUGUUGAACUUGUGGGUAUUUGCUUUUUCACCUUGUCUAUAGGUGUGUUUUUGGUUUGAUUAUUUUUUGUUUUGUUUUGUUUGUUUUAAACCACAACCAGUAAGUCUUCAAGCUUUUCUGCAAGAAACAAGUAUUUUCAGUUUGGAGGGAGCUUAUUAACCAGAUGACCUGGUUCAGGCUUAACUGUCUGAGCUACACAGUCAUGUAGUACCUGCCAUUUAAAACAAAUUGUGCUUGGUGGAUUUCUUGUGCCAAAAAUAAUCACUUUGAAAUUGCAAAACUUUUAGUUUUCCGUACAGUCUGCUAAAUUGUCUUGGAAGUCCUGCUGCUUCUCACUAGAACUGAUCAUCGUAUACCAUAUUCUUCCCUGCUGUGUGUGCGUACUACUACAGGUUAUAUGGCUACUUUUUAUAAUGUCAAGUAAACUCUUGCCGAGCUCAUAGGCAGCCUUAAAGAAGCUAUUACUUUUGGAGAACUUAGUAAUUUGGUGAAGAGGUUGAACACUGGGAAGGCUUCUUUUUCUAUUUAACCUUACAUUGUGAUUACGCUACAGUGCUAUAAUCUUGAUUUGUUUUUCAUGCCUUGUCAUUGCAACAUUUAGUUUUCUCCUGUUUGCUAUGAGUUCAUUUUUCUUAUUUUACAUUAACUGCGGUGUACUGUAAUGUUCAGCAAAAUUUCAUAUAUUAACAUUCUACCAAGUAGUUUUCUUCUAAAUUUCUUUAAACUAAAAGCACACAUUUCUUUAACAGCUAGGAGAACUAAAACAGUAGACAUGAAACGUUUGUAUACUUCAGUCACUGUUGUAUGUUUUUUCUGUUUUCUGUUAGUUUUAUGACAUUAUUUCUGCUAGGAAGAAAAGACAGUGUCCGAAAGUCCAUUUGUGUAUGAAUAUGUUCCCUUCUGCAUCCUUUGUUUGUCCCACUCAUGUUGAGUACAGUUUUUAAUACCCUUGAAACAUUUCACCAUUACUAAAAAGAGCACAAGUUGCAGUAGAGCUUUACUGAAGGGUGGGAAAUAGAAAUGGGAGCUGCUAGGCAGAAUGUUACACAUUUAUUUUUAGGCUGUAUUUAUUGUACCACAGUACUUAAGUUAAAAUGUCAUUCUGUUAAUAUUGGAUAUUGAUGUUUGUAUCAUUACCCUCUACGGCAUGUCACCCAAAUUUGGACAGCAUGGGGUUUUGAAAUUCAAGCCAAGCACCCAUCACCAUGUAUGGAGAGUGCAGAGAUAAACAAGUUAAUGUGAGGUUCUGGUAAUCUUUGAACAGACAUUAAACUUGUAUGGGGAUAUUCGGUUAUCCUUCACGUCCUGACUUUCCUGACUUGAAUCUUGUGCUCAUUUGAAACUGAAAAAGUUAAAGCAAAAAUCAUUUUUUAUUGCCAUUAAUUUAGAGCUGCAGGAGUAGUACGGGGAUAAGGGCGCACAUGUAGGACACAGGACAUUGUUAAUCUUGCAUUGGAAUUCCCUUGUGUUUUAUCAUGAGAUCUUUUAUUUUGAUGGUUUCUAGAUUUUGAUGGAUCCUUUGUCCUGGCAAAAAAGGUACAUGCUUGUAUGUUGGCAAUGACAGGAAAUCAAAUAAGGGCAGUGUAGAGUAUGUUAUGCUCGAGCAUUGUAUGUGCUAGUUUGCCUCGAACCUCCCUCACACAACAGAUAACUGCUUCAUUAAAUGAUACAGCUUGCACUACUUUUUUUGCAAAUUGAGUGACUGAGGUGUUGAUGGUGAAAGGUAUUCGGAUGCAAGAAGUAUUUUCCAGAUGUAUAAUUUUUAACAUUUGAUUUGAAAUGAAAAUAUUUUACUAUGUUUUCUGUUUGCUCUUUCUAAUCCAGACACUGUUUUAAUAUAUUUUUUUCUUUGAUGUAAAAAAGUUAUGCACUCUUAAGUCAUGAGAGUGUAGACUAGUUCAUGGAUGGAGAUGUAAAUAGAUGUGAUUGAAAGUG